Botrytis cinerea B05.10 is the source of this 2695-nucleotide messenger RNA. It is a transcript of the gene Bcgas1, whose product is annotated as Bcgas1. Bases 795 to 2417 code for a protein of 540 amino acids. Gene Ontology annotation, molecular function: 1,3-beta-glucanosyltransferase activity. Gene Ontology annotation, biological process: fungal-type cell wall (1->3)-beta-D-glucan biosynthetic process. Lineage: Eukaryota; Fungi; Ascomycota; Leotiomycetes; Helotiales; Sclerotiniaceae. The transcript is spliced from 4 exons. Gene Ontology annotation, cellular component: cytoplasm; fungal-type cell wall. The record is from RefSeq and is a predicted model, not a curated record.
GCAUGCAUCAGGAGGCAUGUGCGAUGCGUGCACCACGUAUGAAUCUUACGAAUAGCCAAGAGUUUAAUUCAGCGAAAUGCGUUCGUUUCAUUGGCGCGUUCCCCUCGUGCCGCACUACCCACAAGUCGGUUUUCUAACGUGAAAGUGUCCUAGCUGGGCAAUCGGGAGCAGAGGAUCGUGGCCAACAGACCCAAUCUAAUCUCGAGCAUCUCUAGUCCAGGAACACUUCUCUCUCUAGCACUCCUCUCUACCUCGUACCAGAACACCCAAAUACCAAAGUUCUUUCGUACCAUCUCCACUCCGAAUUUGUACCAUUGAAUCAUUCGCCCGUAUCCCCUAAAUUACGACGUAUUCUUCCCAUCCCAUCCCAUUCCCAUUCAAAUCUCCUCGCCACACUUAAUGGGACUGACUGACGGUGUUAAUCAUUCCACUUCCACACCAUCCUUCUCGACAUUCAUUUGCUGUUUUCCAUUUCCUCUCGCAACCCCAUUUCCAUCUCACUCCAGUCGGAAGACAGUCAUUCGUUAAACCCACAACUUAUUUCUUUUUUUCUUUUUAACUAGGACAUCUGCCGUGCAAGUCGUUGUUAGAGAAGGAGAGAUUACAUCACCAGCACGCUCGUUCUUUCCUGUUCCAAAACGCACCUGAGACGGAAGUAUCUUUGGCUAGCAAUUUGAUUGGGCUUGGAUUCUUGAGUUUUCAUCUCAUCAUCAAAAAACCAACUUCUCACAUCUAUCUAUCGUCAACAAAAGACAACAUUAUAACAUACACACAUUGGUAUUUCAAUUAGCAUCAUGAAGACCUUUGGCUUUGCUUCAGCAGCUGCUGCGGCAUUGACCGGUGCGCUUUUCGCAUCGUCUGCUGCCGCAGCGGAUCUCCCCCCUAUCGUCAUUAAGGGCUCUCACUUCUUCUACGAGAAUGGUACCGAAUUCUUCAUUCGUGGUGUAGCAUACCAACAAGACGUGAACGCCAACACUACUUCCGACGCUACUUUUACCGAUCCCCUUGCAGAUGAAGCUGGUUGCAAGCGUGACAUUCCUAUUCUUCAAGAGCUUGGCACCAAUGUCAUCCGUGUCUACGCUAUCAACUCCUCGUUAGACCACUCCGUCUGCAUGGGAUUGCUUAACGAUGCCGGAAUCUAUCUUAUCCAAGAUUUGUCCAACCCCUCAUCCUCCAUCGAUCGAAGCGACCCAGAAUGGAACACUGAUCUCUUCGCUACCUAUGCCGGCGUUGUUGAUGCUAUGGCCAACUACACAAACGUCCUCGGUUUCUUUGCCGGUAACGAGGUUUCCAACGAUGUCAACAACACUGACGCCAGUGCUUUCGUUAAAGCUGCCGUCCGUGACACCAAGGCUUACAUUAAGACUAAGGGAUACCGCACUAUUGGUGUUGGUUACGCUACCAACGAUGAUGCUAACAUUCGAAUUGACUUGGCCCACUAUUUCAACUGUGGUGAUGCUGAUUCCGCUAUCGACUUCUGGGGUUACAACAUCUACUCGUGGUGUGGAGAUUCUUCCUACACUAAGUCCGGAUAUGAUCAGAGAACUCUCGAAUUUGCCAAUUACUCUGUCCCUGCAUUCUUUGCCGAGUACGGUUGCAACACUGUCCAACCCCGUGAGUUCACUGAGGUCGGAGCAAUUUACGGCGACAAGAUGACUGAGGUCUGGUCCGGUGGAAUUGUCUACAUGUACUUCCAAGAGGCAAAUGAUUAUGGUCUCGUCUCGGUUUCAGGAGACUCUGUUAGCAAGCUUUCUGAUUUCACUGCUCUCUCCAAGCAAUUGGCCUCUGCCACCCCAAGCUUCACCAACUCUGCCUCCUACACUGUUACCAACACAGUAGCACAAGCAUGCCCAGCAACCGGUACCGCUUGGGCUGCCUCUAGCAACCUUCCUCCUAUCGCAAACGCCGAGCUCUGCGAAUGUAUGGUCCAGUCGUUGUCCUGUGUUGCCAACAGCGGUAUCUCUGGUAACUCCAGUGCCGAUCUCUUCGACUAUGUCUGUGGUUUGGACAGCGCUGCCUGUGAUGGUAUUUCAAAGAAUGCUACCACUGGAGUUUACGGUGCCUACUCCAUGUGCACAGGCGCCCAACAAUUGUCUUUCGUAUUUGACCAAUACUAUCAAAACCAAAACAAAGCAGCCACUGCCUGUGACUUCAGCGGCAAUGCUAAGACUCAAACUGGCUCCAAGAGCUCAACCUGCUCAAGUCUCAUUAGCCAAGCCGGAACCGCAGGAACUGGAACUGUUACCAGCGCACCAACUGGUACUGGAUCUUCAAGCAGCUCAUCUAGCACAUCCACCUCUACCAAGAAGAGUUCUGCCGGUGCUACUAUCGUCCCACGUUUCGACUUGGGCUUGUUGCAGUUGGGUGCCUAUGUCGUAGUUGCUGGAAUGGCAGGUGCGGGUAUGAUCAUGUUGUAAAUGAUGCUGUUAGCAUUUUUCGGCGGUGGAUUUCUGGGUGUCUGUGGAUGAACGCAUUUUUAUUCAAAAAAUUGAUCGGGUAGUAAUAUGUCAUGCAUUCCUCGAUAGUCAUUUCAUGUUGCCUAGGCGUCAUUUGGUUCCUCUUCUUUUGACACUUCACGGCGUCAAUUGAAGAUUUUAAUUUGUAUAUUAAAUGAUAGACUGAAGAGAUAUUUGAGAUUGUGAAGAAAAAAACAAAAAAAAAACCAACUUCCUACGGUGAAUUUAAGACUGAUACA